Molecule: messenger RNA, 462 nt
Organism: Leptinotarsa decemlineata (Colorado potato beetle)
Lineage: Eukaryota; Metazoa; Arthropoda; Insecta; Coleoptera; Chrysomelidae
Product: toll-interacting protein
Biological process (GO): ubiquitin-dependent protein catabolic process
Cellular component (GO): cytoplasm
Molecular function (GO): ubiquitin binding; ubiquitin conjugating enzyme binding
Source: RefSeq, a predicted model, not a curated record
GUACCUUUAGGUAAUUCGCAAUCGCAAAACAAAUCAGCUGCGUUAAGCAAAAUAUUUUAAUGUCGUUGUUUUGAUAGGUUUCAUGAAUAUUGUUAAUAGUCUUAACAAAAUAAUGGCUUCUGCAGUUUCAGACAAAGUUAAAGAAAGGCGUGACAGGAUCCUUUUGGGACCUCUCCCAGAAGACUUCUUACGAGUCAACACAUCUGCUCAAGAGCAACAAGAAGCUGCAGAUAGGCAAGCAGCACUUGCUCUUCAGCAGCAUUAUUCUGGAAGUACUUUUUCUUAUGUCACAAACCCAUCUGGAAGACUAAGCAUCACAGUGGCUCAGGCAAAAUUAGCCAAAAAUUAUGGAAUGACAAGAAUGGAUCCCUACUGCAGAAUUCGUGUGGGACAUUGUGUUUAUGAGACACCAACUGAUCCUAACGGUGGUAAAACACCUAGAUGGAAUAAAGUGGUUUACUG